UAUUCACUUUCCGGGUCAUUUUAUUAAUGGUACCUGCUUCUCAAAACAGCAAGAAUCCCGAGGCAGUGUUUACAUUUUUAACUUAACGUUUUGUGGAAUAAAAUAAACAUCACAAGAGCAAUACCAUGUCAGACACGGAGACAAAACCCUCAAGUGGAGAUGGAAGUGAGAAGAAAGAUGGAGAGUACAUUAAACUUAAGGUGAUUGGUCAGGACAACAGCGAAAUUCACUUCAAAGUGAAGAUGACAACACAUCUAAAGAAGCUAAAGGAAUCAUACAGUCAAAGACAGGGUGUACCAAUGAACACCCUAAGGUUUCUUUUUGAAGGACAGAGAAUCUCAGACAACCAAACCCCCAAAGAGCUUGGAAUGGAAGAUGAGGAUGUCAUUGAAGUGUAUCAGGAACAGACUGGUGGACUUUGGAAUGAUUAGACUUGCUAUAUUUUUCUCAUUUAGAAUUUUGUAUGUAUUUUGCUUUUGAGCUUUGCACCAUCUGGAUCACACACUCUAUUGGGGCUUCCAUGUGCGAGGGCACAAAGAACGACUGUGUUAGAAUGGAUAGACAAUCUGUUCUUUCUCCUUUUAAACACCUCGCACAAUCAUUUCUUCUCCCUCCUUUACAAUGCAGGUAACAUUGUAGUGCAGACAGUGUCAUAGCUGAAUAUCCCCCUAUUGAGAGAUGACACACAUACAAUGACUGGUUUUCUCUAGACUCUGCUGCACACGCCUCUUUCGCACCUAAAGUUGGAAUAUACCACCUAUGAAUGCUAAAGCAUUGUUUUGAAUCUGUUUAACAAUCCCAGUUUCCUACCAUUGAUGAAUAUGGUCUAAUGAUAUUUAAAAUAUAAACUGUUUUUAUGAUCAUGAUGUAUAUUUUGCAUCCAGCAUGUGUGUAAUAAUUAUUCAUGUCGGGUUCCCCCAACUGGUGGGAUGAAUUUUGCCCGUGGGUCAUUUUAUUUUCCCACGAGCCAAAAACAUUUUUAAUUAUUGGACAUAAGACUGUAAAAACACCAGCAAGCCUACUACAAGUGAUUUUAAUUUUGGAUAUCUGUUUCAAAGACAUAUGUGAUCAUAAACAAAUGUAAGCAAGGCUUGAAAUUAUUGUUUUAGUCAAAUAUAUCUGGGCUUCUUGGGGUCAAUUUGCAGUCUACAAAUAAUUUGUAAUUAUGUUCUGGCCCCUUGACCAUCUGUUCCAAGAAAAAAAAUCAGCCCGCGGCUGAAUCUAGUUGAUGCCUUUCCUAGGUGCGGCUGAAUCUAGUUGAUGCCUCUCCUAGGUGUGGCUGAAUCUAGUUGAUGCCUCUCCUAGGUGUGGCUGAAUCUAGUUGAUGCCUCUCCUAGGUGUGGCUGAAUCUAGUUGAUGCCUCUCCUAGGUGUGGCUGAAUCUAGUUGAUGCCUCUCCUAGGUGUGGCUGAAUCUAGUUGAUGCCUUUCCUAGGUGUUCUUUUUAUUUGAAUUAUGUUCAAGUUCAGAUAAUUUCAAGGGGUUAAAGUUUCACUCUGUUUAAUCUCUGGCCUCUAAUUGGACUUAAAUAUUUUUUCUUGUCUGUCCUUUUAUCAAAAUGUCUUGCUGUGUUGAACCACAACAGUAGCCACACACAGUAAAGUCAAUUCAACAAAUUAGGAGGCAUUGAUCCGGAUGGUUUGAAGCAGAUAACGUUUCUUUUUUUGAAUAAAAUGUUUAACAAAAACAGGA
This is a messenger RNA of Oncorhynchus gorbuscha (pink salmon), 1690 nucleotides long. Its product is annotated as small ubiquitin-related modifier 1. NCBI's taxonomy places the organism in Eukaryota, Metazoa, Chordata, Actinopteri, Salmoniformes, Salmonidae. The record is from RefSeq and is a predicted model, not a curated record. Gene Ontology annotation, molecular function: ubiquitin-like protein ligase binding; protein tag activity. The transcript is spliced from 5 exons. Gene Ontology annotation, biological process: protein sumoylation. Gene Ontology annotation, cellular component: nucleus; PML body. Bases 126 to 431 code for a protein of 101 amino acids.